UUAAUUAGCUUACAACUAUAAAAACAUCUCUAUGCCUUGGUUUAUUCCCCAUUGAUUUUUUUUCUCUCUUCAAAUUUAGCGUUGUGUAAUACUGAUACACUAUGGAUCAGCCCUUCAAGUAUUGUUUCAUGAUCGCCUUUCUAAUUUCAACCGUCUCUGUUGGUUUUGCACUUGACCACGCGUCUGAUGCAGCAACCCAACAAUAUUUCUGGACAACCAUGCUUCCAAACACGCCUAUUCCACAACCUUUGCUAGAUGCUCUUCUACCCAAGCCAGCACAUGAAGAUAGUAACAAAGAAUAUGAUGGGCAAGUUCCAUUGUCACAGAAGGUGGACGAGUUGGGUUAUGAGCCACCAAGCCCUGGGCCGCUUCUGAAGCAAGACACAGCCACCUCCAUCUUUAUCCUAGAGAAGGAUCUAACCCCGGGAGCCAACCUUAAGAUUCAUUUCACUAAACUAUCUCAAGCUGCAUAUCCCCCAUUUCCUAAUGGGAUCCAAUCAAUGCCACCCUUCUCUUCUAACAACUUGCCACAACUCCUCCGCUUCUUCUCUGUCAGUUCUACCUCAAAGGCAGCCCUAAUUAUGAACCAAACUCUAGCACGUUGCGAGCACCCCAACCCUAUAAACGGACUAGUACAGUUUUGUGCUACUUCCUUGAAGAAAAUGGUGACUUAUGUAACUCAAACUCUGAGGGACACCCAAAAUAUCAGGGCUGUUAGUAUGGGUGGAGUCAGAACUGAUGCUCUUAUGCCCUACAGAAUUUUGGGUGUUAACCAAAUAAUAGCUCAAGACCGGUCUUUGAUUGCGUGCCACAGGUUAAGUUUCCCGUAUGGGGUGUACUAUUGCCACCAGCCAAGGGGUGCAACCACCUUCUCAGUCUCUCUUGUCGGUGUAAAUGAUGGGGCUAAGCUUGAUGCAUAUGCUAUGUGUCACCAUCAAACAGCAGACUGGAGUGAUGACUAUAUUGCCUUCAAGGUUCUUGCUGUCAAGCCUGGGAGUACAGUGUGCCAUUUUUUCCAGCCUGAUAAUGUCAUAUUUUAUCGCGCUUCAUAGUCAUGUAACAACUGUUGUAUCACUCCCUAAACAUGAAAUAAGAUUUGCCUUAAUGGUAUACUUCUUUA
Molecule: messenger RNA, 1120 nt
Organism: Spinacia oleracea (spinach)
Lineage: Eukaryota; Viridiplantae; Streptophyta; Magnoliopsida; Caryophyllales; Amaranthaceae
Product: BURP domain-containing protein 6-like
Exons: 3
Coding region: 102-1052 (316 amino acids)
Source: RefSeq, a predicted model, not a curated record